Molecule: messenger RNA, 1280 nt
Organism: Salvia hispanica
Lineage: Eukaryota; Viridiplantae; Streptophyta; Magnoliopsida; Lamiales; Lamiaceae
Source: RefSeq, a predicted model, not a curated record
AAAAGUAGGACCCGCAUCCCACCAACUUUUUCAACUCACUUUCCAUUAGAUUUCUUAAAACCCGUGCCGGGUCAAAGUGUCCCAAAUUAUUUGGGACGGAGGGAGUAGCUAAUAUCUGUCUUGACGUUUUUCAUAAGAUUGUUCUCCCGGACGCCUUCUUUCAAAAAAGUCUUAAGCAGCACCACAUUGGAGUUUAUUGGCUGGAAUUCAAGAAACAUGCUAACGUCGAGAAAUAUGAUCAAAAUCUCGCGUUAGAUGCAUUUAAAAGAAAAUGCAAAGUUAGGUAUGGAGAUUAUAUCAGCAAGAUGAGAAAGAAAAACAAGAAGCCGACCUACUUUCCCGAGGCUGUGUGGAAUGAGUAUCGUGAAGCAUGGAAUACGGCAGAUGCUAUAAAGGCUUCCAAAAGAUGUUCGAACAAUCGCGGAAAAGAGAAGGCUCUUCCCACACAUGCUAAUGGCUGUGUUGCAUUUGAUGUGACAGCCAAAAAAAUGGCUAAAGAGAACCAGGGAAAGCUCCCUCCAUUUUGGGACCUAUUUCUCAAGACUCAUAGGCUAAAGGACUCACACAAGUUAUGUUCACAACAAGCCAAAGAAAUUGAGGGUGCUGCCGGAUAGCCCAUUGGCGCCGGAGUGGUAUCGGCUGGAGAAUUGAUGUUUGCGAUUUGGAUGGGGACGCAGUUCCCGGAAGUUUGGCCUUUGGAUGCAGCGAGUGUUAAUGGCGACGGCGUCAGUGGAAUCAGGUCCGAGGUUUUUUCAUCCCCUCGCCUUUAGUAUCUCAGGGUUAACGUGAUUGAGGCGCAGAAAUUGCAGAUUGCUGAUGACAAUCGGCAGAAGCCAGAGAUUCUUGUGAGAGUUUCACAUGGGGAUAUUGUUUUGAGGACUACAAUUUCUCAUAACAGAAAUUUGAAUCCCGUUUGGAAUGUGGAUCUGAUGCUUACUGUCCCGGAGCCAUUUGAGGAUAAGUUGGUUUUGUGACCAUGGAGGAUGAAUUGGGGCAGUGUGUGAUCCCUUUACAUGAUGAGGAGAAGCGGUUGGAUUUUACCGCCAUUGCAUCGAGAGAUCGCAGAAUUGCGGGGCUAGUAAAGGUCCUCAGUCAGCAAAGUUCGAGCAAGUUCAAGAGUCUAGAAGAAGUGGGUAGAAUUAUUUGAACUAAAUGUGGGAACUAGUACUCCCUCCGUUCCAUAGUAAUGGAGACGUUUCUUUUCGGCACGGAGAUUAAGAAAAUUGUGUAAGGUGAGUUAAGUAAAGAGAGAAUAAAGUGGAAAAUAAAAAAGGUAGCGA